AUGGAAAAAGGUGCUAGGUCCCUCAAGAAUGCUAAAAUUGUUUCCUUUGUCCUUUUAACCUUGAUAUGGCAUUAUUACAGAAACUUGCUUAUAUUUGAUAGGUCUAUUAACGGGAAGUAUAAAUCAGAGAGUGUAUUAGGCUUAAGAAAUAGUCGAUUAUUGGCAACAACUGAAGACAUAAAUGAUGGAUCUAUUGCUGGAUUGAACAAAAACAUACCAUGUUAUACUGAAAACAGAAAAAUUCAUAACGAAGGAGAAGAUGAAUCUGCCAAAGUAGGAACGCACGUAUCUAAAAAUGAAAAAAAACAAAAAAAACUAAAUAGAAAAGAAAUGGAAGAAGAUGUUACUGCCAUUUUGGAACACCAUAAAGAAUUUGUGGAAAACGAUUACUAUAAGUGUAAAUCAUGCAAAAGUCAAGAUAACCUUUUUAAAAGAAAGGUUUUAAAAUUUUUUAGUUCUAUAAAUAAAUAUUUCGAUAAUACGAACCUUGAUCAGCACUUAUUUGUAAAUUUGUCGCUUAAGAACAAAUUCUUAAGAUAUGCGACAUAUAUUGUACCUUUAAUGUUCGCAUGUGUCAUUGCCUUUUUAACCAAAUCAGGAUGUUUGCCUUGUCUAACAUUAGCCGAAAAAUACUUCCAUGUAAAUUACUUAGAUUAUUUUCACUGA
Plasmodium fragile is the source of this 666-nucleotide messenger RNA. RefSeq lists its product as uncharacterized. The transcript is spliced from 3 exons. The record is from RefSeq and is a predicted model, not a curated record. Lineage: Eukaryota; Apicomplexa; Aconoidasida; Haemosporida; Plasmodiidae. Bases 1 to 666 code for a protein of 221 amino acids.